UGAGUUUUAUUAGUGGCUAUUAGCAAAUAGUCUAUAAAUGUAAAUUUUAACACUGAAGUGUCAAUAAUGUAAUAAAAAAUUGUUUCUGAAUUCAUUUAAAAUGGAACAUUUGAAAGUGCAUGUACGCCAUAUCAUGUUGUGGGAGUUUAAACUCGGCAAAAACGCUACAGAAACAGCAAAAAAGAUUUGCAAUGUCUAUGGCAGUGGCGUGAUUUCAGACAGAGUAGUUCGUAAGUGGUUUACAAAAUUUCGUUCAGGUGAUUUUUCCUUAAAAGAUGAUGAAAGACCAGGCCGCUCCUCAGACUUCGAUGAUGACGUUUUAAAGGCCUUGAUUGAGCAGAAUCCACGGCAAACGACGAGGGAGUUAGCAGAGAAGCUGCACACAUCCCAAUCAACUAUCAAUCGUCACCUCCAAAAGCUAGGAAAAGUAAGCAAGUUGGGAGUUUGGGUUCCACAUAACCUCAGUGAACGGAAUAAGGCUGACAGAAGGUCGAUAGCUGCUACCUUGCUUUCUUGGCAAAAAGAGGAAUCAUUUUUGGCUAAAAUUGUUACGGGAGAUGAAAAGUGGAUCACAUACGAAAAUGUUAUUCGAAAAAGACAAUGGGUUGACAAAAAUGAUCACUCGGCUCAGGUCACAGUUCACGUGUUAAGAGCUCAGCUUAGCUCGGUAUUUCCAAAAGAUGACUUGAACAUUGUUGAACUCUAA
Centruroides sculpturatus (bark scorpion) is the source of this 706-nucleotide messenger RNA. RefSeq names its product histone-lysine N-methyltransferase SETMAR-like. The record is from RefSeq and is a predicted model, not a curated record. Lineage: Eukaryota; Metazoa; Arthropoda; Arachnida; Scorpiones; Buthidae. The coding region runs from base 101 to 706 and encodes 201 amino acids. The transcript is spliced from 2 exons. Gene Ontology annotation, molecular function: nucleic acid binding.